Molecule: messenger RNA, 1481 nt
Organism: Capsicum annuum
Lineage: Eukaryota; Viridiplantae; Streptophyta; Magnoliopsida; Solanales; Solanaceae
Product: two-pore potassium channel 1
Exons: 1
Coding region: 294-692 (132 amino acids)
Biological process (GO): potassium ion transmembrane transport; stabilization of membrane potential
Cellular component (GO): plant-type vacuole membrane
Molecular function (GO): potassium ion leak channel activity
Source: RefSeq, a predicted model, not a curated record
GAUGGCUAGCAAACCAUCAUAAGAUUGAUCUUGGGAGAAAAAGAUUACGCCGAUCUAAAAGUACUCCUGUAGGGGAAUUUGCUCCGGUGGAAGUGAAUGAAAUAAAGAACGAUCAAUCACUUCCACGUUCUGAAUCGAUUUUGGACAAACUCCACCCCAGUAUUAGAAAAGUUACCGUUUACUUGGUUAUAUACUUGGGUAUUGGUACCAUUUGCUUUUAUUUUGUUAGAAACAAGAUCAAGGGGAAAAAGAUAGAUGGCAUACUUGAUUCAGUUUACUUUUGUGUUGUGACAAUGACCACGGUUGGAUAUGGGGAUCUGGUGCCUAACAGUGCAACUACUAAAUUGCUCGCCUGUGUUUUUGUGUUCUCCGGGAUGGCACUUGUGGGGUUGGUUCUAAGCAAAGCGGCAGACUACUUAGUGGAGAAGCAAGAAACGCUAUUAAUUAAAGCAUUGCAUAUGGGUCGUAGAAUUGGUCCAAGUGAAAUUUUGGAGGAGAUUGAAACAAAGAAAGUACGGUACAAGUGUUUCAUGGUAGCGGUUUUCCGUAUAGUGCUCAUAGUUGUUGGGACAGUUGUCUUGGCUAGAGUCGAAAAGUUUGAUACUGUAGAUACUUUUUAUUGUGUUUGUGCUACCAUCACAACAUUAGGAUACGGAGACAAAAGCUUUUCAUCCAAAGGAGGGCACUUCUAACUAAAGCCGAACAGCCGGCAUUGCAAGCAAAUAGAAAGCCCCUGCCCGUUUGAGCCGGAAAGCGUACCGGCUGUUUGAGUCGCGAAAGGGCCGCUUGCUUGAUAUUAUUCUUAAUAUUGUUUAUAUAAUAAUAAUAAAUAAUCUAUAAACAAAAAGAAAAAAGGAAAAUCUUUUUUUUUUUUCGAAAAUUCUUCAUUCCUGGAAGAGGAAGAAGCAGAUAGGACAAAGGCCUUCUCUUUCCGUCUUACUAUAUUUUGAAUUUUAACAAGCACACUUUGUUUGGGUCGAUUCUUCAUUUUAUGUUGCUGAAUGGAACACGAACAAGAGAUAGAAGGAGAUUGUGAAAUGGGUUCUUUCAAGAAGGAUGGCAAAUGCGGAUUUGGAGGAAGCUGAUCUAGAUGAUGACGGGGUCGCAGGGUAAGUUCAUUAACUUUAAAACAUGUACCUAUAAUUAGCUUGCAAAGACCCUUCUCGAUCCACUCGAUUUAGAGUAUUUACUCUAAUUUCAUACUCUCGCCUUGAUACUGUGGUAUAGCAAACUGCACUCUUUGUUUGUCAGCGUAAGUAAAAUCGACAGAACUAUUAAACUAGCAGCCAUCUUCACAAAAUUUUCCCUUUGUUGAGUUUAAAAUUUUAGCCUUUUUUUUUUUUUAGCCAAAAAUUAACCUCAAUGUUGGUCCCAAAUUAAAUUUUAAUUUAGGACAUAUUUUUAAAUAACUUUAAUCUCAGCCGUCGAUCAAAAUCCGAUCCAACGGCUGAUAUCAGAUCAGCAUUUCCUUACCUUUCAAA